AUGUUUGGCAAUUCGAACCGUCACCUCAGCAAUAAUGCCACGGGCGGCGGCGGGAUCGGUGCGCGAGAGUUUACAUGGGUCGCGGAGCAGUUGCACCUCGAUCACGACACGGAAGCCACCAGUACCGAAGUUUCGCACGAAGAAGUACGGAAACCCACAACGAAGGAGCUCCGUUCCGCGGUGGAACCUGUGAGUACGCUGACGCUGGUGCUUCAACGUGCCAAAAAAGAAGAUUUGGAUGCGUCUGCGGCGGCUGCAGCGUCGAUCGUUGCAGCACCUCAGCGGUCCCCUCGGUCCCCACUUCGUCGGUGCAGCACCCACCUCAUCGACUUGUACAAUCAAACGUACUCCCCACCGCCAUCUCCUUCCAAGUCCACUCCUGCGCCGUCGUCCCCGAGCCGUCGAUCGUCGACUUCGAAAUCGCCUCAUCGCCGUCGAAGUUCCCAUCAUCCGAGGUCGCCGUCGCUCGCGUCAUGGUGUCCAUCCGAGCCAGAGCUUGACGCAGCCACGUUGUGGGAAAACACCCACAACGACAUUGUCAACCUUCAAUCCAAGCUCAGCGUCCGCGAACAGUUCAAGUUUGCGCCGCCCGCGCCGCAUGCGCUGGGGUGUCGGGAAUGCGGCUCGAAGGACCUCGCGGCGUUCUGCUGGAAAGGAUGCCGCAACUUUACCCCGCUGGACGAGCUCUACAGCACGAACGAGUCGAUGGUCGAGAAGCAGCAGGACUUGGAAGCAACGGUGUACUCGCAGGGAAUAGCCCUGCACACGACCGACAUGAAGCUCAAGGAGCAAGAGCAGAGUCUGCAUCUACUACAGCACGAAAUCUUUCGCCUCGUCGAGUGGGCGAGGGGCCACCGCGGUCCCCAGCUGCCACCCCAUACGCCAGAACAAACUCCAUCGUCGACGCUUCUAGCGGUCAAGGCCAUGCAUCACCAGUUUGACUUGGAUGGAGACGGGGUUUUGUCCAUGGACGAGAUGAACAAACUCAAGGCCGCACUCGGCCAUCGCACCAAGUACACAUCCGAGUCGUUUGACCACCUGCUCGUAUCGUGCAAACUGUCUGCUCGUCCCGUUCGAUUCAACGAAGGGGGCAGCGGAAUGCAAGUGGGCAUCACCCCCGAAGGGCUCCUUCAGCUGUACGAUGUGGUCGGCGGGUCUAUCCUGGCGCAGGACUUGCAUACAUUGGAGAUCCACAUCGGACGAUCCGAGCACAGUGCGACGUCGCUCGAGGCGUCGCAUGCGCUGCUGAUGGAGCUCAAGGCAGACUUGACCGUCGCCCUUGAGAGCCAAGCGCAGCUGCGCACAGAAGUCGAGGACAAAAGUAAAGCGCUGGCACGACUGCGCGAGUCGGUCCAGGCGAUGACCGUGCACGCAUCAUCCCACCAGGAAGAAAUCAACAUGGCAAGGAAUGGCCAGAAACGAGUGCAAGACGAGUUAGACGUGCUCAAGAAGACAUUCGACGACUACGUGCACACCAACACGCACUCCAAGGUCGAGAUGGCGAGCUCCCAGCAGGCCGCCCUCGAGAUGCGCCGACUCUUGGAAAUCCAAAUCGACGAGACGGAAACGUGGCAGCGCCAGUGCUGGGCAUUGCAGGAGCAGCUGAACGUGGCGACGACGACAUGCACCGAGCACAAGCAAAAGCUGUGGCAAACCACAGAGGCCAAAAAGUCGGAAGAGCGCAAGAACAUGCUGUUGUACAUGCAAGCGCAGCUGGGCAAGAAGCACUCGCCGUGUCCAACCGCAUAA
Molecule: messenger RNA, 1749 nt
Organism: Aphanomyces invadans
Lineage: Eukaryota; Oomycota; Saprolegniomycetes; Saprolegniales; Verrucalvaceae
Exons: 14
Coding region: 1-1749 (582 amino acids)
Molecular function (GO): calcium ion binding
Source: RefSeq, a predicted model, not a curated record